Messenger RNA from Lampris incognitus (smalleye Pacific opah), 2345 nucleotides. RefSeq names its product SIX homeobox 4a (gene six4a). NCBI's taxonomy places the organism in Eukaryota, Metazoa, Chordata, Actinopteri, Lampriformes, Lampridae. Gene Ontology annotation, molecular function: RNA polymerase II cis-regulatory region sequence-specific DNA binding; DNA-binding transcription factor activity, RNA polymerase II-specific. The record is from RefSeq and is a predicted model, not a curated record. Gene Ontology annotation, biological process: regulation of transcription by RNA polymerase II. The transcript is spliced from 3 exons. Bases 1 to 2058 code for a protein of 685 amino acids. Gene Ontology annotation, cellular component: transcription regulator complex; nucleus.
AUGUCUUCUUCUUCUGGAGAAGUCACAACAGCAAAUGACAUUAAGAAGGAAAAUGUGAAGACGGACAAGAGAGAGUGCAUCAAGCUGCUGGCGCUGGACACGGCGGAGUUGUCUAUGGAGCGCGCAACUUCCAACACGGAUGCGGUCCACACGGAGCUACUGGUGAGCGCCUCCUCCUCCCUGGCCUUCUCCCCGGAGCAAGUGGCUUGCGUGUGCGAGGCGUUGCAGCAGGGAGGCAACGUGGACCGGUUGGCGAGGUUUCUGUGGUCCUUGCCGCAAAGCGAUCUCCUGCGGGGCAACGAAAGCAUCCUCAAGGCGCAGGCACUCGUGGCUUUCCACCAAGCCCGGUACCAGGAGCUGUACAGCAUUUUGGAGAACCACAGCUUCAGCCCGUCCAACCACUCCUCCCUGCAGGAGCUGUGGUACAAGGCGCGCUACACCGAGGCGGAGAAGGCCCGCGGGAGACCGCUGGGCGCCGUGGACAAGUACCGCCUGCGGAGGAAGUACCCGCUCCCCCGGACUAUCUGGGACGGGGAGGAGACCGUGUAUUGCUUCAAAGAGAGGUCCCGCAACGCGCUGAAGGACCUGUACAAGCAAAACAGAUACCCUUCUCCCGCGGAGAAGAGGAAUCUCGCCAAGAUCACAGGACUCUCCCUGACCCAGGUCAGCAACUGGUUCAAAAACAGGAGACAGAGGGACAGGAACCCGUCCGAGGCGCAGUCAAAAAGCGAAUCUGAUGGAAACCACAGUACAGAGGAUGAGUCGAGCAAAGGGCAAGAGGAAUUGUCUCCUCGCCCUCUCUCCAAUUCCUCAGAUGGCGCGAUAACCCAUGGGGGUCUCCCCCUUCAGACAGGGUCUCUCGAUAGUGGGGUGGUCAUCCAACAGAUCGGGGACAUCAAGAUGCCAGCUGGAUCCAGCAGUGGGGGGCUCUACAAUGGGAAUCUUGUCACCAGUAACAACUCCUCUACUGCCUUCCACAAUGGUGGCUCAUCUUACCUCCAUGGUCCGAGUAACAUCCUCUUCAAUGGGCUGAAUUUGGGCAUACAACCCCUGGCCUUCAACCCUCUGAGGCCAUCUGGAGGGGUCCUGCUCGGAGGCUCUGGUGUAGACAUGCAGAUGCCAUCGGGGCAGGAGAAGGGACUGGGCAGCUCUGCUGAGGACUCAACCCUCCAGUACGCUCCCUACUCUGGCUGUGUGAAUGGGGCAGAAGUGAAACUAGAAGGGGUGCACACUAUGGCGGCCCAGAACGGGGGCUCCUCGGUGUUGACAUUCAGCUCCUCGUCAGGCACACUCCAGCUGGGAGGCUAUAGCCUGGUCCAGGUACCCAGUGAGGUCUCCGGCAGCAAUGGAGGCUCACUACUCAACAGUGACGUGAGUCUUCCUCCCCUGCAGCUGUCUUCUGCCUCUUCUUCCUCAACAAUUACACAAGGUACCAUGCCGUUGAACAAUGUAGCAGUGACAUCCUCCAGCGAGGACUCCUUUCAACAACAACAACAACAACAGCAGCAGGAAAAGAUGACCAUGACACCCCUGCACCACAGCACAGUGCUCUAUUGCAUGGGCAGCACUGGUCAGACCUCCAUCAAGAAGGAGCCAAUGGAGGGAGGUGUCUACUCCUCAUACCACCAUGGGCUUCACCUAGACCCCAGCGGCCAGAUCAGCUACACCUCCAGCUCAGAUGUGGUCCCGUCAAGCCAGGGCCCCGUCUCGACCCCUGAUGUGACCACCAUCAGUUCAACCAGCCCUGAGCCUGAGGUCUACACCACUCUUACCGUCAGCACGCCCUUGAUGGCCCAAACGGACCCAAACGGCCAUCACCUCCAGCCCACAGAGUAUCUUGGAGGCCACGAGGCUCAGUCAGCUCCGUCCACACACUUGCUGGCCCCUAAUAUGAACAGCAACUACAUCACCAUGUCAGAGGACAAGGUGGAUGGCUCCAACUCAGGUGGGGUGAAUGACAUGGUGCGAGCGAUGUGUGGGGAGAUGGAGACUGUAGAAGGGAAGGAGCUAGCCAAACUACAGACAGUGCAGAUGGAUGAGGACAUGGCUGACCUUUAACCUGAAACCCAUUUCUUUUCAGAAGCACUCAUGCUGGCCCAGGCAAUGGUAUAAUGAAUCCUUUUUCUUUUGUGUGUGUGUGUUUUUUUUUACCAUUCAUUUCUUCUUAAUGUUAAAUUAUUUGCAAACGUUUUGUUCAUUUGCCUUUUUCAAUGCACUCUGUUCAGAUGCACAACCUUUUGUUUGGCAUAAUGAAUGAGAAACAAAAAUCUAUGACAUCUUUUAAAAGCCCCAAACAUAACAAAACAAAACAAAAAAAUAUUACAACUGUAGGAACUAUAUGUGUU